AUGGACUCUUUACCUUUUCCAAAUGUUGCUAAUAGAGAUCCUUUGAGGCAAGAAGAAGUAGCGUCUUUUUACGAGAUUUGCCAAAAACACCGGGAUUACUACCGAGGCUAUCCUAAAUGCUACCAUCCACUAUUGUAUUUCAGAGAACCGACAAUAGCAUUCCAAUGCCCAUCAGAAAUGACUGAAGUAUACUUGAGCUACCAGCCGUUCCAUGUGAGGUAUAGGCAGCCCUUAGUCUUACCCAAUACAUUAGAGCGGACUUCUUACAUGCCUCAACUUCCUGAUAGAAAUCUAGGGGCACGUUAUGGACCUACGAGUAAAGCGUUCAUACGAUAA
Molecule: messenger RNA, 336 nt
Organism: Arctia plantaginis
Lineage: Eukaryota; Metazoa; Arthropoda; Insecta; Lepidoptera; Erebidae
Source: the annotation of a GenBank genome assembly